AUGGUAUCACUGGCAUUUAUGGGUCAUUCUGAUCAAAAAUUAUUUAAUGCUUGUUCAUUAGGUGGUACAAGUUAUAUUUUAGUUGGUACAUCACUUUAUUUAAGUUUAUGUGCUGCAGCCGAUACAUUUUUGCCACAAACUUUUGGUAAGUGUUUACUGAACGGCAGAAGGACAACAGUUUUAAUUCGCCGACAACUUUUAUUCUGUUCAUCUAGCUAGCAAUAAUAAACGUGAAAUGGUAAAUAUAAAUCUGUUUUGUAGGAUAAAAGCUAAACUAACAAUUACGCUAUAUUGACUGAGCAUGAUGACAGAGUGAAAGAGGAAGCUACCUCCGUACACACAAUAUUACUCAGGUUCAUAGCAACGGAUAGUUAAGAGCCAUUUAACGGAUCAUUAAUGAACGUCCGUAAAACGAUCGCUUAAAGAGCUUUAAGAAGCGAAGUUGAUUUUGGCAGUUCGUCUGCAAAGAUCGAAGUUCGCAAGUUCGAUCCUAUAGGCACGAUCCUAUUGCUGAUUGAUUUUGUGUUUUGAUAGUUUACGUUUCAGAAUGAUAUAAUGGGAAUUUAUAUUCCCGAUUUCGUUCUGGUUUACGAUUAAAGCUUUAACCAAGAGCUUUAAACGGUCUAAAAACGGCCAAAUUAUGGCAUCGUUCACUGUCCCUUUCUGUAAUGUUACGGCCAGACUGAUCAUCGCCAUAUUUAUACUAAAACACUUUUAUCUGAACUAAUAGGCAUUCAAAUCAUACGAUUUUCAGAGAGCAGCAGCUCAGUCUUUGAAAGAUAGAUAAGUGUGAGAGAUCAGGCUUCUCACAGAUGAUCUUUCGUUUUCUUUCUUUCUGUCUUUCAUACAGUCACACAUCGUUUGUUUUCUUUUGACCGUACAGUGCGCUAUUUGUUUCUUUUUAAAGACAAUCAGACUAUUUAUCUCCAUCGCCUACAGGCUCUUUUCUCAUAUAUGUAUGUGUUUUCACUUCAUUCGAUCAGUAAAUGUAAAGCACAUUUACGUCUUAAAGUAACACGUAAUUGUUUUAAGGACUAUCAUUCUAAAAAAUAAACAUACGCAUCUUUCAUUAAGUCUAUCAUGAAUCAUUUUUCAACAUAAUUCAUGAUAGGAAGAACUUUCUAGCUUAAUACAGACCAGUAAACGCACAAUUGUAAAAAACCGCAACAAACAUCAAAUGAACAAAAAUUAAAUUUUCAUGUCACUCAACUCGAAUGCCCAAGCAAACAUCACAAAUGGGAAAAAUCUAGAUACACUUCGUCUGUAAUCGGGCGAUACACAACUAGUUGUCAUCUGGAUUACUAGUUGGAAAAGGGACUUUUAACCAGAUGUGUCUGCAUGUGUAUCUAGCAAUAGACAUAUUGAUCGAUUAAUUUAAACUUUUUUAUUUUCCAACAAAUCGAGCUGGCUCAUUACAUGUUGGUUGGUUAUUCCCAAUAACAGAAAAAAAUGCCUGAAACUAUGAAAUUGUAGAAAUUAGAAGUGUUUUUAUCGCUCCUUCGAACGGAGGAUGAUAAAUUAUCGUUCGGUCCACUUUCCAACCAGAAAUUCGCAAAUUUUUCCUUAAUUUCAGAAACACAGCUAAUUAGAUUCCGAUGAGAUACAUAGGUCGCUGUAGCGAUGAAUCAAUACCUGCCGUCAGAAAGACCAUGUUUAUCACAAUAGAAAUCCAUGCCUUGUUUUUAACCAGCUACGAAUGAGUUUCGAUAUAUCUCUGCAUAUUGUUGAUCGCGAUGACUAUGCUGUUUAUCACAUGACGUAUACUGUACUCUUGGUACACCUUCUUAAGCUCUAAAUCCAGAUGCUUUGAUUGCAGAGUUAGUUGCAGUAUUUAUCAAGAUUAUAUUUAUGCCGCGGCUGAUUGAAAUAAUAUAUUUUAUUUCAACGUGUUUCGGUAGUCAGAUGUUUGUAGUCUUACUGCGAUAAACACAGUGUUAGGAUACUGCAUGCCACACUGUUACGUCAACAUAUUCUGUUUAUCCUGUUGGUGACAUUUUUGUCUCGAUAAAAUUUAUAUAUCAGGCUUCAUCAAGAUAAAUUAGAUAAUGAAAAGAAAUAACUGAAACUGAACGGUAAAAGUCAUGCGAGAGCUACCAGUUUUUAUUUCUGAGUAGUAUCAUCCAGUUGUUUUAUGAGAAACUGGAUAUCAUGUAUCAAAGCUCAAUCAAACAUUUCGUUCCAAAUUUGUUAUUAAACGUACAAUAUACGCCGAAAUAAUAUUAGCAUUGUAAGAUUGAUGGAGUAAGGCACAGUUUUUAAAUUGUGAGUCAAGAAAUAUUUCAAAUUAAUUAAUAUCGGCACAACAACAGUUGUCUAUUUUAUUAAAUCAAACCAUUCAGGUAUCACAUACGAGGAUAUUUUAAUGGUCUGAUUUAAUAAAAUAGACAACUGUUGUUGUGCCGAUAUUAAUUAAUUUGAAAUAUUUCUUGACUCACAAUUUAAAAACUGUGCCUUACUCCAUCAAUCUUACAAUGCUA
This is a messenger RNA of Didymodactylos carnosus, 2477 nucleotides long. Lineage: Eukaryota; Metazoa; Rotifera; Eurotatoria; Philodinida; Philodinidae. The record is from the annotation of a GenBank genome assembly.